Molecule: messenger RNA, 1085 nt
Organism: Elgaria multicarinata webbii
Lineage: Eukaryota; Metazoa; Chordata; Lepidosauria; Squamata; Anguidae
Exons: 2
Coding region: 1-825 (274 amino acids)
Source: RefSeq, a predicted model, not a curated record
AUGUCUUCUUCUGGAUGUGGUGGUUGUCAGGGCUCAUGCAACGAUUAUGGACGAUCUGUUUGUUCCGAACCCUGUGGGAGAGGGUCAGUCUGUUCUGAACCCUCAUGUGGCACAUCCUGCAGCUCGGUGAGGCCGCUGCCUGAGGUGGGAUGCUGCGGCACACCUCCACAGCAGUACUGCCCCCCCGUGCAAAAGUAUUGCCCGCCAAGGCAAAAGUACUGCUGUCCUCCGGUGCAGAAGUAUUGUCCUCCAGUGCAGAAAUACUGCCCUCCAGUUCAAAAGUGCUGCCCACCAGUACAAAAAUAUUGUCCUCCAGUGCAGAAAUACUGCCCUCCAGUUCAAAGGUGCUGCCCACCAGUACAGAAAUAUUGUCCUCCAGUGCAGAAAUACUGUCCUCCAGUUCAACAGUGCUGCCCACCAGUACAAAAAUAUUAUCCUCCAGUGCAGAAAUGCUAUCCUCCAGUUCAACAGUGCUGCCCACCAGUACAGAAAUAUUGUCCUCCAGUGCAGAAAUACUGUCCUCCAGUUCAACAGUGCUGCCCGCCAGUGCAAAAAUAUUGUCCUCCAGUGCAGAAAUACUGUCCUCCAGUUCAGCAGUGCUGCACCCCAGUGCAGAAAUACUGCCCCCCGGUUCAACAGUGCAGCCCACCAAUCCAACAGACCUGCAUCCCAGUGCAGCCAUGCCCUCCGUGCUAUGUGCCUGCUCAACAGUGCUGCCCACCAGCUCAACAAUACUGCCCACCACUUCAGCAAACGUGCGGAGUGCCAGACAUCUGCCAGACACAGCAAGUGUGCGAAGCACCUCCCCACCUUCUGAAGAAUUAGCUAAUGAGAUGAAAGAAAAUGCGCCGAUGAGCACAUCUGAAUCGGUCUUGAAAUCUCAUUUGCCGUCUUUCUUCUUUUCAAGGCUCCACCAAUGUCUCCAGCCCAUUAAGUGGUAGAAUCUGACUACUUAAACCGCUCCAGUUUUAGCCCAACAAGUAAUACUAAGAAUCCUAAGAAGAACAUGAUUGAAAUGUUGUGUUUUCUUCGUAGGGAUGAAUCCAUCCAGGGGAAUUUGGGGGUCACUGACGUUUCAGCAGCUA